Molecule: messenger RNA, 2462 nt
Organism: Odocoileus virginianus texanus
Lineage: Eukaryota; Metazoa; Chordata; Mammalia; Artiodactyla; Cervidae
Gene: CNTF
Product: ciliary neurotrophic factor
Biological process (GO): ciliary neurotrophic factor-mediated signaling pathway; astrocyte activation; negative regulation of neuron apoptotic process
Cellular component (GO): axon
Molecular function (GO): ciliary neurotrophic factor receptor binding; growth factor activity; cytokine activity
Source: RefSeq, a predicted model, not a curated record
UUAAAAAAAAGAUAGACUCCUGCUGCCUUCCUUAAAGGCCUGCUGUGUCAGCCACCCCUGCCCAUUUCUUCACCCCUGCGUCCCUGGAUCAUUGUGGGAAUUUUGCCCUGAGAAGGCAUGGGUUUCAGUUCACAGGUAGUGUCUGUGAUAAAAUAGUGAGAGCUGCUUGAUUCAUCUGGGGAUGAAACAUGCGACUCUUAACCCAGUUGGCAUCACCCUCGAACCUACAGUUAACAUGCGCUAGAACGACGCUGUAGGCACUUUUAAACUCUGCCUUUGCUUUGCAGUCCAGCUCAUUCUCUUUGUUAAGAAGCAAUGUGGUAUGACUGGGAUAAGGAAGGAGGAGAGAAGCCUGUUGUCACUUGAGAGAGACUGCCUCAGAAAUGUUACCAAGUCAGGGUUGGGUGUUUCCUCUGCUUUGAAAGAGAACAGGCCCUAACAGUCCCUGCCUCAUCCUGGAAGCUACAAGGGAGGCACCAUGAUUGAGAUGAUAGAGGUGCCCUCUUAGCUGACUUGUAAUCAAGUGCAAAUUCAGUUUCAAACACAGCAAAAGGAUGGGAGUGGGGGCAAGUGCUGUAUUUUUACAGGAUCUAUCUCAUGUAAACUUGGUGUCUUGAACAGAAUAUGAACCACCCAAAGAAUGAAAUUGGAAAGUCACUGGGAGAAACAGCUGUAGAAUCAAAGGCCUAUAUUUAAAUUUUGAACCUAGUUACUGGAUUUUGUGCACAUUAAGUAACUUCUUUAAGCCUGCAUUUCAUAUACAAAUUGAAGAAAACUAUUUAUCUUGUAGAAUAUUCUAAAGAUCAAAUAAAGGCUUUGAAACAGUUAACAGUGUCUGGCCCAGGGUAGAUGCUCAACAAAUGGCAGCCGUAUCAGUCAUUAUAACAGUAUCAUUGUAUCCCAGGCCAAAGCAGAGAGAGAAGGGCCCGGGGAGCACGGGGCGGGUGGCGACAAGAUGAACUGGUGUACGUGUGUGUGAGAUAGGUCGCGUUAGGUAGGGGCGUCCCGAGAGUGAGUGUGACAGCGACCUCGUUGCUAAGUGCAGAAGCAAAGCAGUGGCGUGCAAACACGUGCCCAAGGCACUGCGGAGGAGCGGGACGGAGGCAGGCACCGCAGGACGAGCAGCUGGUUGAGAAGGGGCCUUUGAUUCCACAGGCGCAGAAAUCCACAGCCAGGAAUUGGCUGCCACCUCUGAGUCAGGCUGGGGUGGGGGUGCACAGUCCCGUUAGGAGAGAUGCCCAGUGCGUUUGGCCCGAGAGGCACAUUUCUGACUGGGACCAGUGUAGACAGACCCAGCUCCCUCGUUUGCUGGGCCCGGCCACGGAGUUAGGGGAUGGCUUCUGCGGAGCAUUCGCUGCUCCCCCCUCGCCGCCGGGACCUGUGUAGCCGCUCCAUCUGGCUAGCACGGAAGAUCCGUUCAGACCUGACUGCUCUGGUGGACUCUUACAUGAAGCAUCAGGGUCUGAACGGGAACGUGAACCUGGACCCUCUGGAAGGCGUGCCGACGGCCAGCUCCGACAGAUGGAGCGAGCUGACUGAGGCGGAGCGGCUGCAGGAGAACCUCCAGGCCUACCGCGCCUUCCACGGGAUGCUGGCCCGGCUGCUGGAAGACCAGCGGGCGCACUUCACCCCAGCCGAAGACGACUUCCACCAGGCGAUACACAGCGUCCUCCUGCAGGUGGCGGCCUUCGCGUACCAGCUGGAAGAGCUGAUGGCGCUGCUGGAGCGCCGGGUGCCCCCCAGGGAGGCUGGCGGGCCGCCCCCCCUCCCUGGGGGGGCUGGGCUCUUUGAGAAGAAGCUGUGGGGCCUGAAGGUGCUGCAAGAGCUUUCUCAGUGGACGGUGAGGUCCGUGCACGACCUGCGGGCCAUCUCUCGACAAAGUGGGGUCCCCGUACGUGGGAGCCAUCCUGCCACCAAGGACAAGAGAACGUAGCGGUUACGCUUCCACUCCCUCCCACUCACUUUCUCUCCUGACGGAAUAGACUGUUCUCCGAGGCCUCGGUUCCCCAGUCUUGGUUUUGAAAACCUCUAAAACCGCAGGCAUUUUCACAGAGUUGGAGAUAUGGACAGAUGGGCGUACAGGUUUAUUCUGGGGUGUGUGCGUGUGAGUGUGUGCGCGUGUGCCAUAAAGGAAUGAUGGACGUACAGGUUUAUCCUGGGGGGGCGUGUGUGUGUGUGCGCGCGCGCGCGUGCCAUAAAGGAAUGAUAUAUAGGUUUAUUCUGGGGGUGUGUGUGUGUAUGUGCACGCGUGUGCCAUAAAGGAAUGAUGGGCAUACAGGUUUAUUCUGGGGGCGUGUGUGUGUAUGUGCACACGUGUGCCAUAAAGGAAUGAUGGACGUACAGGUUUAUUCUGGGGGUGUGUGUGCGCGUGCGUGUGCCAUAAAGUAAUGAUGGGCAUACAGGUUUAUUCUGGGGGUGUGUGUGCGCGUGCGUGUGCCAUAAAGGAAUGAUGGGCAUACAGG